Molecule: messenger RNA, 2098 nt
Organism: Falco peregrinus (peregrine falcon)
Lineage: Eukaryota; Metazoa; Chordata; Aves; Falconiformes; Falconidae
Gene: SLC23A3
Product: solute carrier family 23 member 3
Biological process (GO): transmembrane transport
Cellular component (GO): membrane
Molecular function (GO): transmembrane transporter activity
Source: RefSeq, a predicted model, not a curated record
AGCCUGCCCCACCCACUCUGUGCCACAAACUGGGAGAAGUGUGGGGAGGCAGCAGCAUGAAUGGGGGCCACUGUGGUGCACCUGGUGCCAGGAGCCCUGUGCUUGCAUCCUGCUCCCUGCAGAAGAUGUGCUCCUGGAUGCUGAGCUGUUGCUUAGCCCUUCAGCACCUAGCCGUGCAGGCCUCCUUGCUCUGCAUCUUCCACCUCCUCCUGCUGCCCACCCUGCCUGAGGAGCCAUCCCACACCCAGGCCACCGGUGAACUGCUGGCGCGCAGCCUCUUUGCCUGUGGCAUCUCCACGGUGCUGCAGACCACCCUGGGGAGCCGGCUGCCACUGGUUCAAAUCCCAUCGUUCGAGUACCUGAUCCCUGCCAUAGUGCUGAGUUCCCACCUGUCCCUUGGUGCCACUGUGGACAGGAAUGGCACAGCCAUGGUCAGCAUGUGCCCUACACCACACUGCACUGUUGCAGGGGGCCGAGCUGCCUCGCUGCAAGAGGUCUCUGGAGCCGUGCUGGUCUCUGGGCUGUUUCAGCUGGUGCUGGGAGUGUCCGGUGUGUGCGGGUGGGCAGCCCAGCACUGUGGGCCCAUGGUCCUGGCCCCCAGCCUCUCCAUCAUUGGGCUGUCUGCAUACAAGGAGGCUGCUUUUUUCUGCUCCACUAACUGGGGGGUAGCACUGCUGUUCAUGGUCCUUGCUGUUACCUUCUCCCAGCACGUGGGAUCCUGUCGCCUGCCCUUCUGUGCCUGGCCCCAGGCUUGGGGGGUCUGCAUGGGGCUGUCUGUCCCCACCCUUCGCAUGUUCUCGGUACUGCUUCCAUUUGCUGGUGUCGGCACCCUCUGUGCCAUCCUCAGCCACCUCCACAUCCCCUGGGAAUCACUGGACCUGGACAUGGCACAGCUGUCCUGGGCUAACAGCACCUUUCAUGCCCCUUGGGUCCGCAUCCCCUAUGCAGGUGAGUGGGGGUGGCCACUGCUCACCCCUCGGGCAUUGGCAGUGGGCAUCGCCAUGGCCAUCAGCUGCAGCGUGAACUCAGUGGGCUGCUACGUGCUGUGCGGGAGGCUGCUGCGAGCUCCCCAGCUGCCCCCCUAUGCCUGCAACCGGGGGCUCUGCACAGAAGGGCUGGGCAGCCUCUUGGCAGGGCUGCUGGGCACCCCGGGAGGCACGGCUGCCAGCAUCGCCAACGCCUGUGCCACUGGCCUCACACAGGCUGGAUCUCGCCUCUCAGUGCAAGUAAGCGCACUGGUGUGCGUGGUGCUGGGCAUGUCCCCGAGGCUGGCAGGGCUUCUCACCCGCAUCCCACUGGCUGUUCAUGGAGGGGUGCUUUGUGUCACCUACGCCGUGGCUGUGGGUAUGGGCAUCUCCUACUUCCAGUAUGUGGACAUUGACUCAGGAAGGAACAUCUUCAUCGUCGGUUUCACCAUGUUCAUGGCGCUGCUGGUGCCGCGGUGGUUCAGUGCAGCUCCAGCUCACCUGGCCACAGGCUGGGUGCCCCUGGACCUCCUCUUCCUCUCCCUGCUCAUGGUGCCUGUCUUCUUAACUGGCUUCUUGUCAUUUUUCCUGGAGAACACUGUCUCAGGAACCCUGGAGGAGCGAGGGCUGCUCUCAGAGCUGGUGCUGUGGAAAGCCAGGACAGGCAGUUGCCACUCCAAUGGAGAGAGAGGAGAAGCCAGCCAGGCAUAUGGGCUCCCUGGGCUGAAGAGGCUGCUGCCAUCUUCCUGCAAAGCCUUCCCCUGCUGCUUCCUCUGCCUAGGGAGUGAGGAAGAGGAGGAGAAGGAGGAAGAAGAGGAGGGCAGCCAUGCCACAGAGGUGGGCACUGCUGCCCCAGGAGAAGGGACACACCUGCUCCCCAAACCUGGCUCAGGGGAGCCGCAGCUGGCCAGGAGGCUGAGUGAGAUGGAGAUGCCUGCAUGGCACACCAUGGCUUGACCCCAUGGCAUGGUGACACCUCAUGGGGCAAUGGGGCUGUGCCCCCAAGGCAGCUUGCAAGCCACUUUGUUCCUUGUUUCUGAAGCCCCCAUGGACUGGAGGGACCUGUGCUUCCACGCUCCCAGCACAAAUCCCAUUUCCCUGCUUGGGAGCAAGCUAUAAAAACUUUCAACCAA